UUGUCUUUUUCUCCUCCUCCAAGCACAGCUUCGACGAUACCGACAGACAUCGCCAGCAGCCUCCCUCGCCACAAUGUCUACCUCCGUCCCUACCAACGACAACAUCCUGGUCCCUGAGACCCUGCUCAAGAAGCGCAAGAGCCAGGAGAAGGCUCGCGCUGAGCGUGCUGCUGUCGUUGAGAAGCGCAAGGCUGCCAACAAGGAGAAGCGUGGCGUCAUCUUCAAGCGUGCCGAGAAGUACGUUCAGGAGUACCGCAACGCUGAGCGUGAGAAGAUCCGUCUUCGCCGCGCCGCCAAGGCCGAUGACUCUGCCUACAUCCCGGCCGAGGCCAAGCUGAUCUUCGUCGUCCGUAUCAAGGGUAUCAACAAGAUGCCCCCCAAGCCCCGCAAGGUCCUCCAGCUGCUCCGUCUCCUCCAGAUCAACAACGGUGUCUUCCUGAAGGUCACCAAGGCUAUCACUGAGAUGCUCAAGAUCGUUGAGCCUUGGAUCGCCUACGGUUACCCCAACCUGAAGUCCGUCAAGGAGCUCAUCUACAAGCGUGGAUACGGCAAGGUCGACAAGCAGCGCGUUGCUCUGACCGACAACUCCAUCAUCGAGGCCAACCUCGGCAAGUACGGCAUCAUCUGCAUUGAGGAUCUCGUCCACGAGAUCUUCACUGUUGGCCCCAACUUCAAGCAGGCUGCCAACUUCCUGUGGCCCUUCAAGCUGAGCAACCCCACUGGUGGUUUCCGCACCCGCAAGUUCAAGCACUUCAUCGAGGGUGGUGACCUUGGCAACCGCGAGGAGGCCAUCAACGCCCUCAUCCGCCAGAUGAACUAAGUUAAUCAAAGCAAAAAAAUGGGUUCACGGAUUUCGGUAGCGGGAAUACCUUAGGGAAAUAUUAAGCAUGGUUGCUCGGCGUUGGUAUCACGAUUUGGCCUUUGUUAAAUUGACUCUUCGAUGAAUGACACUCGAGUUUCCAUGCUG
Molecule: messenger RNA, 967 nt
Organism: Trichoderma reesei QM6a
Lineage: Eukaryota; Fungi; Ascomycota; Sordariomycetes; Hypocreales; Hypocreaceae
Exons: 4
Coding region: 74-820 (248 amino acids)
Biological process (GO): maturation of LSU-rRNA from tricistronic rRNA transcript (SSU-rRNA, 5.8S rRNA, LSU-rRNA)
Cellular component (GO): cytosolic large ribosomal subunit
Molecular function (GO): RNA binding; structural constituent of ribosome
Source: RefSeq, a predicted model, not a curated record